Liolophura sinensis is the source of this 2182-nucleotide messenger RNA. RefSeq names its product procollagen galactosyltransferase 1-like. The transcript has 14 exons. Gene Ontology annotation, molecular function: procollagen galactosyltransferase activity. The record is from RefSeq and is a predicted model, not a curated record. The coding region runs from base 1 to 1845 and encodes 614 amino acids. NCBI's taxonomy places the organism in Eukaryota, Metazoa, Mollusca, Polyplacophora, Chitonida, Chitonidae.
AUGGCAGCCUCCAUGGCACGGGUGACGUUUGACUUAAGUUGGCCUAACUUUCUGCUCAUUUUAGCGUGUUUUGUGUGUCAGAUUUUGCCACUGUGCGGACAGAUACGUUAUGCAGACACGGAAACUAUUCCCGAAAGGAAGCCAACGGUUUUUGUUGUUUUGCUAGUGAGAAAUAAAGCCCAUGCACUGCCGUAUUUCUUCGGGUACAUGGAAAAUCUGGAUUACCCCAAAGAACGAAUAGCGUGGUGGAUUCGUAGUGACCAUAAUUCUGACAACACAUCAGCCGUACUGCGAGAGUGGGUAAGGGGGAUUGGCCACCAGUAUCAUUCUAUUGACAUUGAAAUUAACGACACCCAAGCAGAUUAUGAAGGGGAAAGAGGCCCAUGUCACUGGACCACAGAGCGUUUCACCCAUGUGAUGGCAACAAGACAGGCAGGAUUGGAUGCAGCCCGCAAACACUGGGCGGACUUCGCUUUUAUGUUGGAUUCAGAUGUUCUCAUUGAGAACCCAAAGACUUUAUCGAUGCUGAUAGAUCAGCGGAAAACUAUCGUAGCCCCGAUGUUAAACAGCAGUUUGGAGUCAACAUAUGCCAACUUUUGGGGAGGAAUGAGAGAAAAUGGAUAUUACCAGCGAGUCCGUCAGUAUUUCACCGUUCUCUACCGUCACCGUGGAGGUCUAUUCGAGGUUCCCAUGGUUCACUCUGCCCUGCUUAUUAAUUUGCGACACCAGGGGUCAGAAAAAUUAGCAUAUGACCCUGCGCCACCUGGAUACGAAGGCCCCUAUGAUGAUAUCAUCAGAUUUGCAUUUUCAGCAAAAGCAGCAGGUAUCAAAAUGCAUCUUCUAAACACGGACUAUUUUGGUCAUGUGAUGAUUCCACUUCAACCAGGAACCACACUGCAGGACGAAAUAGAAGGCUUCACUCACGUCAAAGCUGAGGCUAUGGUGAAUGGCGACCCUCUGAUCCAUUCCCCUCACAUCUACGUGGAAGAUAUUCCCGCGGACAAACUGGGUUUUGACCAGGUUUACAUGAUUAAUUUGAAGCGGCGACCUGAGAGACGAGAUCGUAUGUUACGGACGCUGAAAGUGAUGGGGAUUGAGGCUCAUUUGAUGGACGCUGUAGAUGGGAAGCAAAUAAACGAAACAUUCAUCGAAGAGCAGGGUAUAUCCAUGUUACCAGGCUAUGCAGAUCCUUACCAUAAGAGACCCAUGACAAUGGGUGAGAUUGGAUGCUUUCUGAGUCAUUACAAUAUCUGGAUGGAUGUCAUAAAAAAUGGUUACAAUCGUAUCGCAGUGUUUGAAGAUGACGUCAGAUUUGAGGCAUAUUUCCGAACACGACUUUUCAACAUGCUGCUAGAGGUCGAGAAGGCUUUACCCGAAUGGGACCUUAUCUAUUUAGGUCGUAAGAGGCUGUACAAUGAGGAAGAACUCUUUGUGGAUGGCACAGACACUGUCGUGUACCCGCUGUAUUCCUACUGGACGCUCAGUUACCUGCUGACCAAUCGUGGGGCUCAAAAGCUGCUUGACCAAAAGCCUCUGACCAAACUUCUUCCUGUUGAUGAGUAUUUGCCCAUCAUGUUUGACCAACACCCCACGGACGAUUGGAAAAAGCAGUUCCAUCCCCGCGAUUUGGUUGGUCUUUCUGCAGCCCCCCUGCUUGUGUACCCCACACAUUACACGGGUGAAGAUAAUUAUAUUUCUGACACCGAAGACUCUGUUGUUGUUGAUAAAGGGGAUAAUGAUCCUGAUGACAUCGAUGACAAAGAGAAAACAGAGGAUUUCAUGCCGGAUUCGUCUUCAACUUCAGCCACUAUGGACUCAUUGACUGAUGUCAAGGAUGAACUCUGACAACAACACUAAUUGUUUAGUUAAUUCUAUUUUUUUUUUUAAUGUAAAGUUACUGUUUUGUAAGUUUGUUGAAAUAUAUUUGACAUGUCAACCGCAUGUUUUAGCCUGCUUAAUUAAGAAACAAUGUUAUUAUUUCACAAUCUUACAAAAAAAAAAACCCACAAGAAAUGUCAUAAGCUUUUGUAACAUGAAUUCUGCCAUAGAUGCCAAUUGUUAACAUCCAUAAUACUCAUGUAUAGUAAAUAUUGUUACUAAAACUAUAAGCGAUAUUUUCAAGAUUGACUAAGUUUGUUACCCUUACAUAUGUUUCGCACAUUUUAUUUAGAGUAGUAAAGUU